Diaporthe amygdali is the source of this 1605-nucleotide messenger RNA. RefSeq names its product calcium proton exchanger. The record is from RefSeq and is a predicted model, not a curated record. Bases 1 to 1605 code for a protein of 534 amino acids. Gene Ontology annotation, cellular component: fungal-type vacuole membrane. Gene Ontology annotation, biological process: intracellular calcium ion homeostasis; calcium ion transmembrane transport. NCBI's taxonomy places the organism in Eukaryota, Fungi, Ascomycota, Sordariomycetes, Diaporthales, Diaporthaceae. The transcript has a single exon. Gene Ontology annotation, molecular function: calcium:proton antiporter activity.
AUGGCGUCAGAUCCGAAAAACCUAGGGGUAGAUCAGAGGACCGACACGCUUCUGAUUGACAACAGGCGUAAAGCUCAUCGAGUGUUCCGAACACUCGAUCGCAGGGACCUAUUCAACCCUUUCAGGCACAUUGCUUGGUACAAGCCGUCCAAGUUCUCCACCCCACAAGGUUUGUCCUAUCUUGCGAUACUCACUAAAGCUUUGGCAUUUGAACUAACAACAAAAGACAAAUCUCGCACAACCAUCAGCCUUUUUGGAUUCGAGUACAAGCGCUUGAAGAUCAGGGAGCCGCCGGAAGAACCAUUCACACUUGCGAAUCAGAUACAGAGAACAGUGCUCACAUCGUGGAUCAACGUCCUGCUUAUAUGCGUACCGGCUGGAAUCGUUCUCUCGCAAGUUAGGGGUGGCGCCCCCGAAACGUUCACACUGAACUACAUUGCUCAAAUUCCGCUCUGGUUCCUGUGCGACUACUCGUUGGAAGAGCUUGAGAAGUAUAUCGGUGUGACGGCCACGGAUUUCCUGGACAUCUUCACCACCAAUACCGUGCAAAUAAUCUCGAGUGUCCUCUUGCUCCUUGACGGGAAGGUCGACUUGCUGCAGACAUCGCUAAUCGGAGGAAUUCUAAGCAAUAUCUUGGUGCUCCUGGGCCUAAGCAUAUCGUUCGGGGGGGCAACAAACAUGGACCAGCGCCAGCAAGAAUUCAAUCGGACUGGCGCCCAGGGUUCCUCGAGUCUCCUAUCGAUCGCUGCGACGAGCCUUCUAAUACCAACAGCUGUGAAAUUGCUGGACCAAACAUCAAACGAAAAUCUGGUGCGGCAGUCUCGGGGGGUCUCCGUCGUCCUGCUGUUUGUCUAUUUUACAUAUUCGCUCUGUCAGAUGUGGACUCACAAAGCGGAGUACAGAGCAUCAGGCAAGUCAAAUGUCACUGCAUCUGCGAUACAGUCUGCUACCGCGAGCGGUGUAUCCAUUGGAAUUCAGCAAAUUGGUGACAUCGCAUCCCCAAAAGCCCUGGGCAUACCUUCGCCGACGAGGAGAGACGUUGCUUCACCCAGGACUGUCUCCUUCAUCCAGUCCCCUCGGCCUUUCUCAACCCAGAGUGCAGCCGUCGACGACGAACACGAGGAAAUCCAUGGGCCCCAGCUAGACCUUCCGGUGGCAGCAGUCCUCUUCACCGCCUCCAUCGUCCUGCUAUACUUCUGCAUCGACGCGACGGUCAACAGCAUCUCGGCACUCACGGAGCAGACCUCGCUGACCGAUACAUUCGUGGGGCUCAUCCUCCUGCCCAUUCCGAACUGUGACUUUGCGCCCAUCUCGCUCGCCGUCGACGACCAACUCGAGCAGACCAUGAAGUACACGGUAGGGCGGUCGAUCCAGACGGCGUUGCUGGUUGAGCCGGCUGUCGUGCUCCUGGCGUGGGGCCUGCGCAUUCCAGAUGUCACGCUAGCUUUCGAUGGAUUCGAGGUCGUGAGCUUGUUUACAACAAUCUUGCUUCUGAAUUUCCUCGUGGUGGAUGCGAAGGUGCACUGGGUUCAUGGCAUCCUGCUCCUUGCCGACUGGGUGUUGAUCGGGAUCGCGGCGUAUUUUGUACAUCCACAAAUUGAUUGA